ACAACAACAAGAAGAAGAAAAAAAGAUGGCUGAAAGUAUUGACAAUGCGGCUGAACAGUCAUCCGCUCCUGACACUGAACAAUUAAAACUAUCUGACUUAUUGGAGCGUGGUUGGAAGAUACUUCAGGAACUGGACAGUUCAAACGAACCGUUUGGCCCCAACACCGUGCAUCGCAUUAAACGCGGCAUUAACAUGUUGGAAGACGCGUCGAGGAUGGUUGUUCAGCUCGACCUGUUUAGCCGUAACGAAGAGGUGGAAGAGAUCGCCACUGCAGACCUGAAGUACCUGCUGCUCCCUGCCCUGCUAGGGGCCCUGCACAUGAAGCAGAGCAGCCCGCACAAGCGGCUGGAGACGGUGCAGAUAGCUCGGGCUUACUUCAUGGAUUUCUUAAAGACGUGUCAUGACUACAACAUCUCACAGUUUGAGCUGCCGAAGCCAUCAAAUGAAAACGGUGUUUCCCAAGAAACAUCGGAGGGCGUAUUUUCCAAAGCCAAGUCUUUUUCUGCAGGUCCAUCAAAUUUGGUUGCCAUGGCAGCAAAGAGACAAGCGAAGAUUGAACGGUAUCGACAGAGAAAGGAACUGGAGACUAGACUGUCGGAUGUUCACAAAGUAGUGGAGAGUGGACAGGCCGAUGACGAGGUCAGCAGAGAAUUUUACCUUCUGAAUGUCCAGAGAUGGAUCACUGUUUGUCUGGAGGAGAUGGAGGCCAUUGACCAGGAGGUGGAGAUACUUAAAAACAUGGAUCUUCUGAAGCAGAGUCGUGCUAACCAACCAGCUCAGCCACCCAGAAAUCCCAUGAAACCCUUCAUCCUCACUAGAGAUGCUUUACAGGCUCAAGUACUCGGCGCUGGGUAUCCUAGCCUCCCCACCAUGACAGUGGAUGACUGGUAUGAGCAACACAGAAAACAUGGAGUCCUGCCUGAUCAGGGCAUGCCGAGCAAAGUUGCUGUGGAGGACAACACUGAUGAGCAGGCGAGAGAUGAAGAAAAAGAGAAAAAGGCUGAGAAUGAUGAUGAAGCUUCUUUGUUAAAAGCCAGAAACUGGGAUGAGUGGAAAGAUGAUCACCGCCGAGGAUAUGGAAACCGUCACAACAUGGGCUAAUCCUUUCUUAACGCACUCUUAAUUUCAUGUUUGUAAUGUAAACAACAAAGUGGAUGUUCCUCACACGUUAUUGCUCCUAAAAAUUUAAGUAUAAGAAUGUCUCAAAAUUUGGAAUGGCCCUUGUGUUCUUUGCUUUACCUUCUGUAGAAAAGAGCUAUUUGAUGCAACUAUGAAUCAGGAUGAAUAGUUUAAACAUCCUCUCUGCUUUCUUCUUAUAUUUCAUUAAUGCCAUGGUUUUAAAGCUACAAGAUGGUUGUACAACUAAGCUUUUCCUUAUUUGUGACUACAAGAUACAAAAAAUCCUGUUAGCCAAAGGAUGCACGUAUCAGCACCAUAAUGGAUUUGUAAUAUAAAUAUUCUUGUUCUUGCCUAAAACUGAUCCAUGUGAUGUCACCAGAUCUGAACAUCUCAGAACGUCAGGUUAAAGAAAGCUGUCAAGUGAUUUCUUGUAUUGUCGUGUAUGCAGCAGCUGGAAUGGAGACUUCUAAUAAAAAUGCUGAGCAGACUCUUGAUUAGCCCACAGACACAACUGAAGGUCAUCAUCUGAACAUAGAAACAUGAAAUAUUUUAUAGCAGUUUCAAUGUUACAAUUCAUUUUAAUAUAUUGAUACUCCUUUAUCAAACCUAUGCUGAUUGAUUUUCUGUCACAAGCAUAGCAUCUCUGUUUUGGUGAAAAAUCUGUGUCUCCUUAAAUUGUUUGGUAAUACAACAAAUUAAAAGUACUAAUGGUAAAGACUAAGCAAAAACCCAACUGGCUGUUUUUGCUAGAGUAGCUUAUGUUCCCUUUUUUCCAAUAUGCUCCUAGAAAAUUGUUUUUUGGUGUGUGCGUCAAUUACUGCCUUAAAGAAAUUUACUGGGGAAGAACGGGUGUGAAAAGAAUCACUGUCAGUCAUGCCAUUUUAGCCAAGGUAUAUAAUCAGUGGUUGCUAUAGCGAUUUCUGCCUUUUUCAGUUUGCUAUGAUUACUGCCAGUUCUGGCAUUUUUGGGUUUUUUUAUUGUGAUAUCAAGUAAUACUUUGGGUAUUUGUAGUGUUUGUUGAUAUGAUAGAGGAAAAAAGAAAAUUUUAAAAUCACU
Molecule: messenger RNA, 2176 nt
Organism: Xiphophorus hellerii (green swordtail)
Lineage: Eukaryota; Metazoa; Chordata; Actinopteri; Cyprinodontiformes; Poeciliidae
Gene: igbp1
Product: immunoglobulin (CD79A) binding protein 1
Exons: 3
Coding region: 26-1102 (358 amino acids)
Biological process (GO): regulation of signal transduction; regulation of dephosphorylation
Cellular component (GO): cytosol
Molecular function (GO): protein phosphatase 2A binding
Source: RefSeq, a predicted model, not a curated record